Molecule: messenger RNA, 9849 nt
Organism: Manduca sexta (tobacco hornworm)
Lineage: Eukaryota; Metazoa; Arthropoda; Insecta; Lepidoptera; Sphingidae
Exons: 2
Coding region: 227-6700 (2157 amino acids)
Source: RefSeq, a predicted model, not a curated record
AAUAUUUGCGGUGGUAACACUAACAAAUGGGCGACAGCCGAGGGUCGCAAUAAAUCGGUGUUUCCUUGGAAAUAAUAUUGAUAAAGCGUAAAAUAACAGAAAUAAUUAAGCAUGGAAAUGAUAUUUGGGAUUUGUUGGUCACAGUGCUUUUGGAUAAAUUGUGAAUCAACACACGGUUAAAGAAUGAGGACACUAAGAUAUAAUAUGUGUCAACAUUUUGGUGACAAUGGACGCUAAAGACUUGAGGACUGAGCCCAUUUUGAGUGAACGAAGCAGCGAUGGCAGUAAGUACGCCCAGAGCGGAACGUCGCUCCAAUGUAACAAAAAUAAGUCAUAUCAAGAUAUCGGAUCAAAUCCAUCGGCUAAAGUGGACACGGCGGGCGCGCGUCCGUGCGCAGUCAUUGGGCCCGAUCGAGUUGUCCCGCCGUCUGAGCCUAAUGAUGCGUAUUUAAAAAAAGCACCAGUCGAGCCGUGGCCAUGCCCGGAUAAUGUGUACCAUCGUCCACCUGAAUAUCCACAUAAGACUGCUGCCUAUCUUAAUCCAACAAGGAAUAUAUCUCCAAGACAAACAUUCCAAGAAAACAUGCAGCGUAUUAUGGUGCCUCCAACAUACAAUUCUGUUAAAGUUAAUGAAGAUGCUGGUUUCAUACAAAAGGUGAAUGUGACUUCUGAUGCAAAGUAUUGUGAAGUGCCUUACUCUGUUAAUAAUACUACUAAUGACCCAAAGAAUAUACGAAGUGUAGAAAUGUGUUUACCAAAUGUGAAUUCAGGACUUGGGAGACCUCCACACGGUUGGCCUCCCAGUGGGAUCAAUGUUCGUCCUCAGAGACCAUAUGUCUCAUCUGACAUGUAUCAGUUCCCUGAAUAUCCCAGCUGUGCUGGUCCUCGACCUGUAUCUGUAGCAAGACCCCAUAGGACAAUUCCAGAAGAGAGUGGCUACAUAUAUCCAGAACAUUACUAUACAGAACCAAACAUCCGCUUCAAGCCAUAUCCAAAUGUGAAGGAGAGAUAUCCGCAACCAAGGUAUGAUUAUGUUACCAAUUAUUCCAACCCUUUUCACCCAUCCCCAUGUCCUCCACAGAAAUAUGAGCUACCUAAAUCGUUACCUCUUCAUCCAUAUUCUGGGUAUCCUCAUUUUAAGUAUAUAGAUAGUAGAAUGCCUGAAUCUAUGAUGGAAGGGUAUCAAAGGCCAAUUGGUCAGCAAGGUAGUUACAAUAUAGCAUAUCGUAAUCAGAUGCACCCUCAAUAUGGACCUGUGUUGAGUAACAAUUCGCAAUCUAAAAUACCAACAUACCCACAGGAUAGUGCAUUAAAAGCAGCAACCUCAAAUAAACUCCCUUAUGAUAGCAAUGGCAAAAUAUAUGUAGAAUAUGAUAAUACUAGAGCAAAACCAUUUCCACCAUCUGAGGGUUUCUAUCCCAAUGAAAUUUCUAGACAUCAUGCAAUCCCAAAAGUAAUUGGUCCCAAUUAUCCCCCAAUAAACAUGCAUUCAGUGCCUCCUCAUUCUUAUUACAAAAAAGACAACCCUCAAAUAAAGAACUAUGAAUAUGUUAACCAUUAUAAAAAUUUUAAUCAUACAAUAAAUUUGAAUAGUCCUACGCAAAGGUUAAUUACACAGUUUUCCCCAAAUGCAAUAGCAAUUUCACCUACUGACUCUAAUACAAGUAAUGAUACUUUACAAACACAUGCCAUAACACAUGAAGACUGUGCAUAUGUAAGCCAGUCUUCAACAACAAGUGUAAGGAGUAUAGAUUUAGGAAAUAGCAGAAUACCAAAUGAUUAUUAUACAAGAUAUUAUGAUCCUAGAUAUGGUCCUAUCAUUAGAACUGCUCCUCCAUUAUCCAAAACAAUUAGAAAUAACAAUAAUAGUAGCACAGAUAAUAAAGACAAAAAGGAUAUGGAUGUUAGAAAAUUUUUACAAAUGUGGAACGAAGGUGAUGAUGAUAAUCCUGACAAUAGUUCUAGUAAAGAUAUUGUAGUGCAAAAUAAUUCUAAUGAACCAAAUAAUGCUUCAAAACCGCAUGGAGUCAUGAAUAAUCAGGAGCAACUUUAUGUUCUAGGAUUAGUUAAUGUACCAAGUGAAGAACUGAGUAAGUAUGAACACAUUCAAAAAGUGUCCAAGCUACCAGAAAACAUUAAAGGCUACAACAGUAUUGAAUUACUUAAUCAGUUUGAAGAAGUAAUUGAAUCUUCUAAUAUGCAUGGUUUUAAAAUGCCUGUACCUAAAGAAUUUCAUGCUCCUACAAAGCAGUGUGCGCCUAAACAUUCUAUCGGUACAUUGCCUAGGCCAAUAUCUCCGUUGGAUGUAGAAGCAAAAAUUAGCCAAUCCGUUAUUCAUAAAGAGGUAGGGUGUAAUUUCGAAAUAAAGCCAUGUAGCCCUAAAAUGUUAAAUGUUGAAAUUGCUGCUCCUGUUCAGAAUAUAUUAAAUGAAAGAGUCAUAGAAAAAGUAACAAAUCCUCUGUCAAUGAUUUCAUCACCAAUGUUAAACGGAAUAGAUAACAUUGAACACUGUAAAAUUUCUGAUACCCGACAAGAUCAACUUAUAUUGGAAGAUAGCAAAGAAAUUUCGAGUUGUAAUAUGAUAAAUACCCAAUUUUCUAACCCUAUCACUAAUUCAAUUAAAACAAACUAUAGCAUUCAAGACUUAGAAAGUAAUGCAGGUGUGUGUUUAGCUUCACUACCAAGACUUGAUAACGACAUUGAAUUAAACUUUCCCGAGGUCAAUCAACAAUUCAUUAAUGCAAAUAAAGGAGAACCAGUUAUAAAAUCACAUUUAAAGGAUUUGCCAGAGUUUAGUGACUUAGAUGAAACUGGCAAGAUAAUAAUUGAUAAUAAACCUGAAAAUGUCGGUAAUAAUUUAGUUUCUCCUAAAGUUGAAACAGAAAGAGAAUUCACAAAAUUAAGUAAAUAUAGAAAAACUAAAACAAACACAUCUGAUGCUAGACCAGAUAAAUUGGCCGUAAAAGCUAUCAGAACCGAUAGCGUUAUUAUAAAAAAUCCUGAAAAUUUAAAAGUUUUAGAAAAUAGUAAGGAACAAUAUAUCAUAAAUAAAAUUAAUCAACCAUAUUCUGAUAAUUUACCUUUACAAGAAGAUUUCUUAGCUGAUACGAUUCCAAAUAACAAUAGUGUACAUGAAACUAAAUCUAUUGAUGUUGCACCUAAUUCUCCAGAAAUGGCAAUAGAUUUUAGGCUACCUAAAAUCGCAGGUGAAUCCUUUGAAAUUAGUACUAAUACCGUGAAAAAUUGUGAGCCAGUACAAUUUUCUAAAAAGGAAAUAUUGAACGAAGGUUAUGUUUUAUAUGGAAAUAAAGAAGAAGUAACAAAAUGUACUAAUUUAGAUAAGGAAGGUGUGCUGAGCAAAGAAAUCAAUGACCUUUCAUCUACUGACAAACGUACAGAAAAUGAAACCGCAUUUAUUGCCCCAGCUCUUAAUAUAGAUUCUUUUGUUUCUAGUUCUGAAAGAAUAUGUUUAGAUGUUGCUAAUAAUGUAAGAAAAAUUGAUACACCUCCUGAUUUACUAUGCGCUCCGGAGAAAAUUACCACAUGUCAAGAUACAAUACAAAAAGAAGUCCCAAGACUACAAAUUAAAGAAGAAAAUAAAGCUCUAGUUGAAACAUUUAUUAAAAGUGAUAAAGAAACAUUGCCUGAACUACAAGUGAAAACUAGUGUAAGCAGCCCAGAUGCUAUUAAAUAUGAGAAUGAAGCCCAAGAGAUUGCUGCCUGUAACGAAUUAUAUGGAAGGUGUAAUGUUAUUAAACCAACAGAAGAUAUAAUAUCAAAAAGUGAAGAGCUUCCUGAAAGUGACACAUCCGUUGGUGAAAGCGACAUCACUAAAAAUGAAAAUAAUAAAGAUAUUUUACAACCUGAAUCUGCUGUUCAGGUACCACAGAAAGUCAAUGAAGAAGACAAUAGUAGUAGAAAGUAUCAAGAAAUAGCGGACAAUACUAUUAUAACAGUUUCCGAAAAGCCCAAGCAAGAAGAAGAUUUGCAUGAUGUUAUGGAAAUUUGUGGAUCUAAACAAAAAACUGAUAUUACUAAAGUGUCUAAUUUUGGCGAAGAAUUCGAGAGUAUAAAUGAAAAACAGAAUUUCACUAAGGAAAUGGAUUCUAAUCAUGAAAUAGACAAUGAAGAAGAUUUAGAAAAUAAUAAGAAUGAUAUUCAAAAGGGUAAUGAAUCCGUGCGAGAUAUUACGAAGUUCUACGGGUAUGGCAGCAAAGAACUUUACUCGCCGUGGAUUCAAAAACUUAUCAUGUUUGAUGAAGGAAUUUGCUGCACUUCGUUAUAUUCGAAAGAAAGUGAAGUAUCCGUAGACAUCGAUACUUUGGAAGUGGUCCCAAAAUUGUUAGAUAUAGAGAAAGAAUCCUGCUCAGCCAAUUUAAAUGACCUAAUUUCCUCUGAAUCUACGGUUUGUGAAAGUAUUUCCAAUAGUGUUAACAGUAAUGAAACAUUGCAGUCUGAGAGAGUUAUUGAAGCGGAAACCAACACAUUAUUAGAGCCUAUAUGCGUUGAGAAGUUUCAUACAAAAAAUACUAAUGAUGAAAUGGAUAACUCCGAAAAUAAUCCUCCACGACAUAUACAUAAUGAUGAAUCUUCAGUUGAUAUUGAUGAAGAUACGAAAUGUAGGAUAAUAAAUAAAAAAAAUGAUGAAAACAUAUGUGCUAAUGGCACAUCUAAGCCCGGAAUUUCUGAAGAAUUUGAUCAAGUUGGCCUGGAAUUGGAUUUGAAAGAGCAAUCAUUAAAUACUCACGUUGAAAAUAAUGUCGCAAAAGGUGAAAAGAAAAAUAGAAUUGAUUCAUUUACUAUUAAACAAAUUACCAACAAUCAUAGUAAGUCUUUAAAGAGGUCAUUGUCAGAUUCUGCUUUAGACAUGAUCAACACGAAACAAUCUAAACGAGAAGAGAUUUCUGUUGUUUGGCCAUUUAAACGCAGAAAAAUUGUUCAUGCUGAAAAUAUAAACGAUUCUGAAAUUAUUGCUCAAAAUUUAUGUAAUAUAUUACAACAUAAUAGAAGAAACUCCAUAUCUGCAGUUUACAAUGAAGAUGUGUCCUUUUGCAUAUUGAUAGAGGAUAAUACUAUCUUAACUGAAGAUAAUGAUGAGGCAGAUAAAAUUUGCUACACCGAGCUCUCAGAAGACAAUUUAAAUGAAGUAAACGAUACUUAUACAUGUGAAGAAAACAAUUUGGAGGUUACAAGCGAGACCAUCUCAUGCGAAGAAGAGAUAAAUUGUGAAUAUCCUGAAAAUAUUACAGUCAAUGAGGACUGUGAUGUAGCUGUUGGUGAGACUUGGGUUGAGGAUAUCGGAUGUAUGGAAACUGUCGUCAGUGACGAUAUUGCUGAAGAUAUUGUUAUAAGUACUGCUUCUACUCCAACGGAAAAUGAUUUUUGGAAUAAUGAAGAAUCAAAUAGUUACAUAAAUUGUGACAACGAGCAUGAUGCGUUAGCUGGCAGUCUUAAGUAUGAAGAUGCCGUUAAUUACAGUGACCCCGAAAUACUUAAGCUAUGCGAGUCCUCACAAAUAAACGAAAAUAGAUCAUUAUUGCUGAGAGAACAUCAGAAUUGUGAGAUAUUUAAUGGACUGUAUGACAAUGAGUUGUUAAAAAUUCUUUCGGAAUCCAAUAGUCACAGCGGCUCACCAUGUGAUAACACCGAAUGCGUAAUUUCUUCCGGGCCUCUUGAAUGUAUUGUACCUCCAGACGAAGCAGAAAAUACAAAUAUUGAUAUUUUAUCGGAAUUAAGCCGCAAAGAAAAUUGUGUUAGUGUUAUUAAUGAUGUAGAAAAUAAUAUAAAAAUGGAACAUAGCAGUUCAAAAACGUUUGAAAAAAAACAAGAUGUUACCGUGCAUUCUUGCGAAUCUAGUAUUGAUAACGUUUUUUCUUAUAAGUAUAAAGAUAACAGCACUAAUUAUGCAAUAUCUAGUUCUCCCGAGGUUUCAUCUACUACGUCUGAAGAAAAGAAUUCUAGCUUACUAUUAAAAAUUACUAAUUAUAAAGGCACGAAAAUAUCUCAAAUUAAUUCAUUUAAUGUAAAUAACAAUAAUAAUAUAUCAUGCAAAUUUACAGAGAAAACCGAUUAUGUAAAUCCAAAUGAUAAACUCAAUUCAAAAAGGCCUUUGCUUACAAAAGCUGCUCAAAAAUACAUUCCACCAAUAAAAGAAACUAUUCGUGAUCUUAAAGUAAAGUUAUCCUUACCUCAACACAGUUUAUUAAAACUAAAGCAAAUAAAAACGUCCAAAGAUGAACCAAAGUUUAAUAAACAAAGUAGUGUGCCUUCUAAGCUUCCAAAGAAACCAAAACCAAAUUUUGAAGAUGUUCUUAAAAGUAUAGAUGAAAUACAAAUUAAGAUGCACAAGGAGAAAAAUAAGAAAGUUAAGAAAUCUAUACCUAAAGUAGUUAUUAAGAAAAGUGAAAAUGGUUCCCAUUAUGCUAGUACGUCAAACAAAGAUACGUUUAAUCCAGAUCUAACUGGAAGAAAAUGGCAACCAUGGGUAUUUUUGGAAAAAAAUCAUUUCAUUGAUAAAAUGGCAACGCGAAGAAAAACGAGAGCGAUUUUCAGUCAUAGAAAAAAUGCGUUUGUCUUAAUCGAAAAAUUUCAUAAAUACAAAUCCGCGAGCAGUACAAAAUUUAUAAUAUCACAACCCAAACUGAGCGACUCAUCGACGGGCCAGCUAAAAUAUACAAUAAGAUUAAAACAUAGCUAUUGAGGGAGUUUAUUUGACGUUCCUUGCGUUUAGUUAUCAAGUCCAAGUCGGCCAAAUAUACUGGCUACUUCCUUAUCGAAGGAUCCCACCCUAACUAAGGUCUCGUAAAUAUCAUUCCUACAAUUCCAUUUUAGUUUUAUUUAGUAGUUACCCACAUUAGUUUAUUUCUUAAAUCUAGUUUGUAUUACGAAGCCAAAUUCUGUACUAAGUGUGAUAUGGAAAAAAAGACAAAGUAUGCAUUGUUUAAUAGUGCAAUUUGAUCUGAUCUGUAUUUUGUUACUGUAUUUCAAAGUUUAUAAAUUUGUUUUGCUACUGUCAUUCCAUUUAUAAUUAUGUUGUAAAUAUUUUAUUUAAUUGUAGGUAUACAGAAGAAACCUUCUAAUGAAUGUAGGGAUAGCCAUAAUGAGUGUUAGGAAUUAAUUCUAUUUCUAAGACAUAAUAUUUUCGGAUAAUACUGAUAUUUCUCGAUGUUAAGUUUAUGAUAAUGAUAUGAAAUAAAAGGUUUUAUUUUUUCUUUAUGGAAUAUAUUCAGGUAGUUUGUAUAGUUAUCAACAAAUCUCUUUGGCGAUAAAGUGAGCGACCCUAAUAAUAAAUACUGACGACUGCGUGUAUACAGGCUGAUUUUUUUAGCAGCGAUCUGUGUGACAGCUGCCAUACCAAGGAAGAUAGAUAAAUAUUUUUUUUACAACCGUCUAAAGUUAUUAACAUCAUUUAACAAGUUAUAUUAUGUUUCGAUAAAAAAAAAUCAUAAACAUCUUUUACCAAGGCAAAAUAGACUAUGAAGAGUAUUUUUUACUAAUAGAAUUAACAAAGUACGUACAAUAGAAGUUACUAAAAUAUAUAAUAUGUAUUGCAAACUUCAGCACUAUUGAAGUAGUAAAUACUAUUCUUGUUCGGCACAAAGUAUCCGACGAGCAGGUUGUUUGAGACAGCCUUUCGGUGAUAUAAACAUUUAGACCCGCGAUAGAAAAAAAACUCAGCCUGUAUAUAUAAUUUCUGAGUUAACUUUACGUUAUAUUUAAGGUGCUCACUAGAUUGUUAUGGAGUAAAGCAUUUAUAGAAAUUGUUUAAAAUGAAAAUACAAUCAGACGUAGGUACGUUAUACAGGUGCUUGAUCUGUACCAAGCAUUGUAUUUUUACAAUUGAAGGCUAAUUCCGUGUGUCGACAUCCACUGUAUAUAUUAUAGAAUUAUUUAUUAGAACUGUAAAUGAUGGAUUGUGGAAGGGUUUAACAUUGCUCACAUAAAUUAUAAGCACAUAUUUUAAUCAUAUCUAUUUUCGAUUAAGAUAUAUAGAUGUGCUAUUUAUUGUAGGUGAAGUACAAAGAGAGCACACUAUAAUUUUAUUAAUGUACCAUGUAACGCCGUGUUAACAUGUACCGUGUAUCUAUAAGUAGUAUGAGUUUGUCCAACGUCAUUCAAUAUAGUUUUGUUACGAUGUUGCAGUAAAGCAUAGUGUAGGUAGGUAAUAAAACUAAAGCGUGAAAUAACCAAAGCCAAUACUCAGAAAUAAUAUUAUUGUUGAAAGAGUACCUUUAAAUUAUUACAAAAUAAAUAUAUUCACCUACCAUUUGAGGUGUUUGCGAAAUGCCACUGUUUAUUAAUUCAGCUGAUAGAUAAAAUAUUUUAAGAUAACGAUAUUUCCACCACAAGGUGAUGCCUUAUUAAAAUAGAGCUACAUAGUUUCCGGUAUGUACUUUGCAGAAUGCAGUACGUUAGGUGCAAGACAAUGUCCAUUGUAUGUAUGCCACUUACUGUUGCAAUUUGUAAACCUGCAUGGGAUGCGUUGACAGUGCCUUCUUCUACUGCUGAUAUUACGCUACAUUAAAAUAAUGUAUAUUAUUGGAUACUGUAAAAUGUCCAUUUUUGUUAUUAACACCAAGCAUACAUUUUCGAAAGUUAUAUUGUUGAUCUCAUAGUCGAGGCACUCAUCGUGUAAUAGUUUUGCCUGAUUGUGCCUAUUAUUAAUAAAACACUAUUUUGAUAUCGUGUACAGGGUGUUCAGUAAAUAUACCAAAUAUCUGCUUUUAAGUCCUGCGUAAACAUGAAUUGCGAGUGUUGCCUUCGUAGAUAUUCAUAGAUUAGUAUACAAUUUUAUUUAUAAAUUCAUGUAAUGAGAAAGUGCUAGGUGAUUGAAUGGACUGUUUUAUUUAUUAUAGAGUAUAUUUAACUAAAACAUGUAAAGUAGUUUUAAAUAUUAUAUUGUGUAACUAUGGGUAAUAAAUGUACAAAGACAAAAUAUUUGUGUCCAGUGACAUUUUGAAAGUUCUUAAUGACUGUCUAUAUUUUGUGAAAAUAUCCUAACUAUUUAUAUAAAUUACCGUAUUUGGCAAGUUACGCCCAUAAACUUAGCACGUCGCAACAAAAUUUCCGUCGUCCGCUGUACCUUAGAGCAACGUAUACUUUAAAUUCCAUAAUUAAACAAUAUUUUGAUAUAUUUAUGUUUUUACUGACAAAAUUAUUAUUUACUGUAUAUGCAUUGUGAACGAAACUUAUAAAUAUUUCAAUAAAAAGACACUACACAUUUUGAUAAUGAAAAUUAAAUGUUUUUUAUAUUAUAAAAUAUAUUGAGGUUUGAAUGUCUAAAAGCCUUUUAUAUGGUUCCUUGUGCUCGUUUUUCAGCGGGUUGUAAGCGCGUUAAAAACAAAUGUGGGCCUCUGAAAUGAUGUUGCGUUGCUGCAAAGCAAUGACUGAUACUAAUUAACAUUUAAUGUUGGUUUAACUCUUAUUCAUAAGUUAUUUUGUUUUAUAUUCAUAGUCUACUACGUAUUGUAUGUUUGUUGAGCACUAUUGAGUGGAUUGUUGUUUUAUUUCCCUGCACAUGUUGGCCAUUGUUAUAACUUUAAAGUGAUUUGGUAUAUUUUAAUGUGGUUAAAUUAUUAAGGGUUAUGGAUUUAGUUAUUACUGUUAAAAGGGAUUUGUUUUCGUCAUAUAAUAUUAAUGCAUAUCUUCUUACGCUAAUAACGCACGUGAUAAUAUAUCGUGAUAGACCUAAUUGAAGUGUUUGCCCUGAAAUGAUUGUUGUACAUUAAAGCAGUACGGUGUGUGGUCAUAAAAUAUGUAAUAUUGUUAUUAAUGGGUAUAUGUAUCGUUUUCGAGUGGUACCUAGUUUUGAAUUGUUCUAAAAUGACCAAAUAAAUGUGUUCUCAAAUA